Molecule: messenger RNA, 723 nt
Organism: Galendromus occidentalis (western predatory mite)
Lineage: Eukaryota; Metazoa; Arthropoda; Arachnida; Mesostigmata; Phytoseiidae
Exons: 1
Coding region: 1-723 (240 amino acids)
Source: RefSeq, a predicted model, not a curated record
AUGACAGCCGAGCGAAGAAAGAAUAGACAGCCGGAUCCAUUCCGUGCGGUACAGGGUGCCGACAACAGUGAAGCGUGGAAAGAUUUCCGAGAAGCAUUCUCGGACUACGGCCUAGUCGAGGACCAAUGCAAAGAGACUCCGGAGAAGCAGGUUGCCAUAUUCCGUGCCUGCUUGGGCGACCACAAUAGACAGUUAUUGAGGAGCUUGAAUCUCGGAGCAAUCCUGAGCAAUGACGUUGCGAAUCCGGAGUCACCGUGCCGAACACUCAAGGAAAUCAUAAAGAAGCUCGAUCAGACGUUCGCACCGCAUGAAAACGUUCACUUCCAUCGCCACCUGUUCUCAAGAAUCAAACAGAGCGAGGGCGAGACGGUGUCGGAAUUCGUAGGACGCGUCUAUAAAGCAGUGAAACCAUGCAAGUUCACAGCAGAGUCGGAACUUGUCAUGCACCAACUCAUUAGUGGAACCUGUAUGGAGGCGGCGAGACGUAUCGUUUUUGAGGCAGACCGAUCGAAAAUUUGGGAGAUCGAACACGUCAUAGCCGUAUUGAAGCAAACGGAAGCAAACAACGAGCAACUGCCAGCAUUCAGAAGAAGAAAAAGUCCUGCCAUCGUCGAGACGACAAUCUGGACAAAAGACGAGACCCUGGCAGAGAAGAAAAUCAUCAAGCAUGCGUGGAAAUUGGCCGUCCAGUUCUCAGGCAACAUCGAGCAAGCACAUCUGUGA